ACUUGUCUCUGCCGCUAGGGAAGGUAAAGCGGUGACGGCUGCCGCGGGAGUGGAGGCUUCCCUAGUUCCCCAAGAGAGGUGGGAGACUCGGCACGGGACACGUUUAAUACGUCAUCAUUGAAUAAAUGUAUGAAAGUUCCUUGCCAAGCAUUCUUCGUUGGGACCUUCUUUUUUCUGCUUACUGAAUAAUUUUUUCAGAAGUUCCUUUUUUUUUCGGUGCCAUGUUCUGUGGCCUACAUCAAAAGAGGAGUUUGUCUUCAUGAAGAUUCCUAACAUUGGUAAUGUGAUGAAUAAAUUUGAGAUCCUUGGGGUUGUAGGUGAAGGAGCCUAUGGAGUUGUGCUUAAAUGCAGACACAAGGAAACACAUGAAAUUGUGGCAAUCAAGAAAUUUAAGGACAGUGAAGAAAAUGAAGAAGUCAAGGAAACGACUUUACGAGAGCUUAAAAUGCUUCGCACUCUCAAGCAGGAAAACAUCGUGGAGCUGAAGGAAGCCUUUCGCCGGAGAGGGAAGCUGUACCUGGUGUUUGAAUAUGUUGAGAAAAAUAUGCUUGAAUUGCUGGAAGAAAUGCCAAAUGGAGUUCCACCUGAAAAAGUGAAAAGCUACAUCUACCAACUAAUUAAAGCUAUUCACUGGUGCCACAAGAAUGACAUUGUCCAUAGAGAUAUAAAGCCAGAAAAUCUCUUAAUCAGCCACAAUGAUGUCCUGAAACUAUGUGACUUUGGUUUUGCUCGGAAUCUCUCAGAGGGCAAUAAUGCGAAUUACACCGAGUAUGUGGCUACAAGGUGGUACCGGUCGCCAGAGCUAUUACUCGGAGCUCCCUAUGGCAAGUCCGUAGACAUGUGGUCAGUGGGCUGUAUUCUUGGGGAGCUUAGUGAUGGACAGCCCUUAUUUCCUGGAGAAAGUGAAAUUGACCAACUCUUUACUAUUCAGAAGGUGCUAGGACCACUUCCAUCUGAGCAGAUGAAGCUCUUCUACAGUAAUCCUCGUUUCCAUGGGCUCCGGUUUCCGGCUGUUAACCAUCCUCAGUCAUUAGAGAGAAGGUACCUUGGAAUCUUAAAUAGUGUUUUACUUGACCUCAUGAAGAAUUUACUGAAGUUGGACCCAGCUGACAGAUAUUUGACAGAGCAGUGUUUGAAUCACCCUACAUUUCAAACCCAGAGACUUUUGGAUCGGUCUCCUUCAAGGUCAACGAAAAGGAAACCUUACCAUGUGGAAAGCAGCACACUGUCUAAUAGAAACCAAUCCAGCAAGGGUGCCGCUUUACAGACUCACCACAGAUCCAACAGCAAGGACAUUCAGAACCUGGGUGUGGGUCUGCCGCGGGCUGAUGAAGGCCUUCCCGCAAAUGAAAGCUUCCUGAAUGGAAACCUUGCUGGAGCUACUCUUAGCCCAAUGCAUACCAAGACCUACCAAGCAAGCACCCAGCCGGGGUCUUCCAGCAAAGAUCUCACAAACAACAACAUACCACACCUUCUCAGCCCAAAAGAAGCCAAGUCCAAAACAGAGUUUGACUUCAGUAUCGACUCAAAGCCUUCAGAAGGUCCGGGCACUAAGUACCUCAAGUCCACCAGCAGAUCUCAACAGAACAGGCACUCGUUCAUGGAAAGCUCCCAGAGCAAAGCCGGGACGCUGCAGCCUAGUGAGAAGCAGAGUCGGCACAGCUAUAUCGACACCAUUCCCCAGUCCUCCAGGAGUCCAUCUUACAGAACGAAGGCCAAAAGCCAUGGAGCGUUGAGUGACUCCAAGUCUGUGAGCAACCUUUCAGAAGCCAGAGCCCAAAUCACUGAGACUAAUACCAGUAGAUACUUCCCAUCCAGUUGCUUGGAUUUGAACUCUCCCACCAGCCCAACCCCCACCAGGCACAGUGACACGAGAACUUUGCUCAGCCCUUCCGCGAGAAAUAACCGAAACGAGGGCACUCUGGACUCACGCCGAACUACUACCAGACACUCAAAAACCAUGGAGGAGUUGAAGCUGCCUGAACACAUGGACAGCAGUCAUUCGCACUCACUGUCCGCGCCUCAUGAAUCAUUUUCUUACGGGCUAGGCUACACCAGCCCCUUCUCCUCUCAGCAGCGCCCGCACAGACACUCCAUGUACGUGACCCGGGACAAGGUACGAGCUAAAGGCCUUGAAGGAAGCCUGAGCAUAGGGCAAGGCAUGGCGGCGAGAGCAAACAGCUUGCAGCUCUUAUCACCCCAGCCUGGAGAACAGCUCCCUCCAGAGAUGACUGUGACGAGACCUUCUGUUAAAGAGUCCUCCAGAGACGGCACCACUUCAUUCCACGCCCGUCAGAAGUCUGAGGGUGGAGUGUACCAUGACCCCCACUCUGAUGAUGGCGCGGCUCCCAAAGAAAAUCGGCAUCUGUACAAUGAUCCUGUCCCAAGGAGAGUUGGUAGCUUCUAUAGAGUGCCCUCUCCACGACCAGACAAUUCUUUCCAUGAAAACAAUGUGUCCACCCGGGUUUCUUCUUUGCCAUCUGACAGCAGUUCUGGUACCAAUCAUUCAAAAAGACAACCAGGAUUUGAUCCAUGGAAAAGCCCUGAAAAUAUUAGUCAUUCUGACCAGCUCAAAGAAAAGGAGAAGCAAGGUUUUUUCAGGUCAAUGAAAAAGAAAAAGAAGAAAUCUCAAACAACAGACUCCACCAACGGGGAGAAUCCAAGCAUCAAGAAAUCCCUCUUUCCUCUUUUUAAUUCAAAGAAUCAUUUAAAGCAUAGUUCUUCUUUGAAAAAGCUUCCUGUAGUCACUCCACCCAUGGUACCCAACACUGAUGGUCCCGAUCUUCUGACUCUCCAGAAAGCCAUUCAUUCUUCUAGCACUGCAAGCAGCAGACCAAAGGAGUGGCGCCCUGAGAAGCUGGCAGAUCUGCAGACCCAGAGCCAACCACUCAAAUCCCUUCGCAAGCUGUUGCAUCUCUCGUCAUCGACCAAUCACCCGGCUUCUUCAGAUCCUCGUUUCCAGCCCUUAACAGCUCAACAAACCAAAAAUUCCUUCUCAGAAAUUCGGAUUCACCCCCUGAGCCAGGCCUCUGGUGGGAGCAGCAACAUCCGGCAGGAGCCUACACCAAAGGGCAGGCCAGCCCUUCAGCUGCCAGGUCAGAUGGAUCCUGGAUGGCACGUGUCCUCUGUGACCAGGAGUGCCACAGAGGGACCUUCCUAUUCUGAACAACUGGGUGCCAAGGGUGGGCCAAACGGGCACCCUUAUAACAGAACAAAUCGCUCACGAAUGCCAAAUCUGAAUGAUUUAAAAGAGACAGCCUUGUAAUUUAUGCUGGGAUGGGGGGUGGGGGGGAGACAUGCCAGUUGGGAGGGGAGGGUGCAGGGUGGGCCAGGGUAGUAAGCCAGUAUUUUCAGCUUUAUGAAGGUGUGUGCAAUAUUGUGUGUGAUGGGGGGGGGCAUCUGGCUCCUCUCAGCCACAAAUGCUAGUCAGGGAUCUUAGAGCCACGGGAGUUCCUUAGGGAUCACCACUCCCCACAGGUCUUGUGUGAGAAUGGAUAGAGUGUGCCAUUGAGGAAGAAGAAAUUCUUGCCAGUUUCUCCCCGUUACAUUCCAGCUUUAGUGCAAUCUCUGUUGAACUUGGGGAAGCCAGGGUAUGUCCUGGCUGUUUGAGGGAUAGAAAAUUCAUGUUGACCAAUGCCCUUACCACAUAUUUUUUUCUGACUAGACUAAAUGUGGAGUUUAUUGUAAUCUAGGAGUAUCCCUUUAAAGGGUUAGCAGAUGAACUGUAUGUCUUAAAUUGUUUUCUAAGCUUCCAUAUUUGAUAGGAUUUGUAACAUUUAUUUAUAAUUAAUAUUGUACUGUUGUAAUCAUACCUUUUAUGUUAUAAUGUAAAGUUAUUUUGAGCUGUUUGGAACAUUGUGAAGCACUGGGACAGCUACAGUAGUUUCUAUAAAAACUAAACAGUAACAUUUAUAUAUUGCAUCAGGAGUAUUUUAUUCUAUAUAUAAAUAUAUAUGGUAAAUAACUGUCUGUUUUAUAAAUAUAUUCAUUUAAAGAAAGUAUCAUUAUGACACUAUCUGCCAUAUUUUUAUACAUUUGUGAUAUGAAGUGAGCGUUAUACUUAUAAUAAAGGGAGUUGAAUUGUGGCUACAUGUGACUGUAACAGAAUGAGCUUUGCUCAACUUUUUGGCCCCAGCAGUAGCCUCUAGACAUGAUCCUUGGUAGCAGACGAAUGCAGCAUCUCUCUGUAGACCCACAGGAGAAGAACGUUGGAUAAGCCAGCAAGGAUCCCAGCAAGCUUCACUUCUGUGCUUAGACUCGUGGCUCUCAUUUGUGUCCAGGGACAUUAACUUGCACACGAGAGGAUAGGCAGAAGUGGUGCUCGUGGGUCUUUGCAGAGAACGCGCUCUUCCACUUAGCGUUAGUGUUAGAGUCUAGACCAAAGAUUUGCCAGUGAACAUUCCUUGUUGUGAGGUUGUAAGAGGCAGCUGUCUGCGGAUCGGAUCUUGCAAACCAGCUCUAUGCUCCUGAAUGCUGUCCGCCCUCCUGGAGAUUGUUGCCUCCAGGUGGGAUAUGAGCUACGUGUAUGGCAUUUCUUCUUCUAAAUGCUUUGUUGUUGUUGUUGUUAUUAUUGUUGUUGCUCUUCUAAUAUAUUUAAAAGGCUCCUGAAGCAAUUCCAGAUGUAGAGAAAAUUACUACAUUUUUUUUUCCUUCCUGGGACUGUUUAUAACAAGGUCAUCAUGUAACCUGUAUAUACAUACACCCCAUCCAUCAGAACAGGACUUGUCUUUCCCUCCCGAGUUAGUACAAAGUAUCAUCAAGGCCUGGGGCCAGCGUUAUACCCACCUGUCUCUGGACCAUCUUUGACAGAAAUCAACACCUCAACACCAUCAUCUACCGAUAGUCAUAGAGUUUUGAAAGUAGUCUCUUAGCAAUAAGACUUUUAGAGAUCACUCCCUUCCCUCAAAGAGGUAACUUUUCAGUAUUUACUACUUGUUCCAGAAUUCUGAGAGUGUCAGUCCCCAAAUAAAGUCAGCUGUCACUGAAAUAUGCUGAGUUACUGUUAACCCUUCCCUGAGAUUCUGAGAAUCAUAGCACUAAUGAUUAUGACAAUUCUAAAGGUCUUAGAUUCUUUGAAGCUUAAAUUGUGUGCAUAUUUCAUAUUUAUAUAAAUACUAUAAUGUGUAUUGAUUAUAUAAAGAGGUCAUUUUAAGGUGCUUCUACUUAAUUUUGAUAAGUAUAAUAGGCACUGAAAUGAAACUCAACUGGGUACUAUCAUAGAAACAAUUUGAUUCAAUUUGCAUGCUCUUUAGUUCUUUUCCUAUCUCGUUUCUGUUGCCAGUUCAGUACUGUCUGGGUAGCUCUGUGGCUUUUCCCAGGCAACUCUUUGGUUAUCCAAGUGAGGCAGACCCUCAGCAGUUUUUGCCUGGAUAUAGUAACACUAAAGAGGUGUAUAUUUAACUCUUCUUUUUCAUACUAAAUCCCUAGUACCUUGUACACCCCCCCUUCCUCCUGCAAAACAGAAACUACAUUUUGUUUCCUCUGGAAAGACUUCUCACUGUGCUGUGUGCUUAGGAACGGUGAGGUCCCAUUGCCAUGCUGUGGCAUUAGUGGCUCGUCAUCACCAAGGGGCUGGUUUCCCAUGUUGUCAUCUUUACUAACACUGGGAUCUCAGAUGUUUGUAGAACAUUUAUAUUCAUGAUGGUUCUUCAAAGAAGGGCUAGAAUAAUUGCCUUCUACCUAGAGCAAACUAAUCCUAACUGAUGAAGUCAAUACUUAAUUUUCCUACAUUCCCAGAUUUGAGCCAGAAAAUAGCUACGUUUUCAGCUAGUGUUUCUGAGCUAACUCUUUUAUCCUCUUCUUAGCUCUUGUCUGUUCUGACUUUUCCUUGACCCUCAAGAAGCUGUAAGGGAAUCUACAAUCCCAUUCACUCCCUUCCUGCUCCCAGAUGGGGGCGCUAACAUUUCCUCUCGGAUCUAAUAGGCCCUCUCUUAGCUUUUAACUGUCACUUCCCCCUCUAUUAGGUCAUUCAUUGACCUCAAAAAGAUACCAUUUGUGGCAGGAAGGAGUUGACUGAAAGUCACAACCCCCCCCCCAUUUUCUUUAGAAGGGGGAAUUGAUGGCAUCCAUGUUCUCUUCUCUGCCCUGACAUCCUAAAGAACACAAAGGUUGAACUGGAGGCUUAUGGAGUACUUUGUGUUGGGAAAUUACUGCUGAUCUCCUUUUGAAAAGAACCUUGGCUCCACUGGUUUUCUCUUCUCCCUUCUCUAUCACCCUCUUUUUCUUCUCUGAAGCUCUAAGUAAACUUUAACUGAUCUUUGUUUGGUCUUGACCGAAGUUUAGGACUCUCCAGAGCCCCAGACCAGAAGGGAGUGCCCCAUGCCAAGAGGCUCAAGUGAGCUGCCUCUCCAGCAGCCCUUCUCAGCCAAGGGCACUUUUGUCCCCCAGGGCACAAUUGACAAUGUCUGGAGGCAUUUGGUUGUCUUGGGCUGCUACCAACAUCUAGUGAGUAGAGGCCUAGGACAUUGCUAGACAUCCUCGAGGGUGUUCCAGCCCAUAACUAGUGCCAACGUUUAAAAGUCCUGCCUGAGACCACUCCAGGCCAACCACUCUGCAGAACUUGCCUCUGGCCCUGGGUUUUCCAGGCUACUUAACUGCAGGAGUGAACUCUUCAGCACUGUAUUCUCUUUAAGAAUCCUCUACCACUGUUCUCAAAUCCUUGCAAUCCUAUUGUUUGUUUCCAUUGUCUUGGACCUGCUAAAAGGUGCAUACUUUGGGAGGAAACCAGAGUUACUUUAUAUACGUUUGAGAACUUAAAUUCUAGGUUAGCAGCCUUAGGAAAUCUUUCUUAGCCAGGAGGCUUAUAUUUAGAAGCAAGCAACAGCCUGGCAGAUUGGCAUGAUUUUUACCAACUGCUCAAAGGCAUCAUGGCUUUCAGCUGUGUCUGCCGAAAGAAAAUGUCUUUGUUAUUUAUUCAAGUCAUUUAAUAGAUCUUUACAAAUAUUAGCAUAUGGCAGACUGAUUAGAAGCAAAACUCUUUAUUGGUGGUUGUGAUGUGGCUAUUCUAGAAGUAUUGUGCUGUAUGCUUUGGUUAAAUCUGUUUUUUAAACAUGCUUUUAAGACUCACCAUAUGCAGUUGUAUAAUUUAAUUCUAAGCAGACCUAUGCUGGUCAGUCUCUAGUCAUGCUGUGUAUUAUAAAAGUAUGUUGUGGUUGUAGACUUAGCCAGUUUAGCAUGUUCCUAAUCAGAAAAUUAGUGGACUCCACUAGGAAAUGCUAUCCCAUUUUCCCUUCCCAGUACCUCUUAGUUGAUAUCAUAGUAUCCUCACUUAAACUAGUCUUUAGAGUAAAUAAGGAAAAAAGCCAUUUAUUUUCUUCUAGCCAUGUAUUGAGAAUAACUCAUAUGUGUAUAAUUUUUUCAAAGGCCAGAGGAUUACUUUUCCAGUGUGUGGAAGGCUUUGUCCAUUCUGUUCACCUAGGUCUUGGUGGUGACAGAACUUUUGGCAAGGACAACAAAUAACUCAUUAGAAGUCACUGCUGGGACUCAGCAAAACUGCGUCUCUUUUAUGCUCAGAAACCUAUGUUCUGAGCGCCAUUGCUUUUGCAUCUAGAAGUUCAUUACCUACCGCAUUAGAGUGGGCUACUGAACUCCCCUAUAUGGGUAAGAAGAUCCAUAGAUGCCUGUUUCUGUGAACUGGGGCAGUGAUAUGGUUAACUAAUCCAAGUCAGAAAGCAGUAGGGUAUUUCCUUGCCUUCUUCAGUUCAUCACUAAUAAAAGUUCAUUGCAGUUCAUUUAUGGUUUGAGAAAUAACAGUUCUGAUUUCUUUAAAAGGGACUGCAGAAAAGACAGUACAAAUGUCACUAAUCCCUGGGACCAGAGUCUUAGGAGAAGGUCCCUACCAAAUUAUAAAAGGGCAGAUUACCAGAAAAUAAAAAUCAAGCAAACGAAAAAUCCAAACUUGUAAGUGGUUGUGGUUUCCCCUUUUGCUUCUUGAACAGCUGAAAUCUAGACUAUCUUGAGGUCUGGUUCAACUGAUUAAAAAAAAUCUUGGAAACCAUGAAUGAGGAGCCAUGCAAGAAAAUGAAGCCCCUUAUCUGUUUGUAUACACCUGAAGGGAAAAGCCAGGUGGCUAGGAAACUCUGGGCCUAUUGCCCAUGCAAUUUUUUUAAUUGAAUGUACUAUACAAGAUGGUAGACUUUGUGCAAACCAGUUGCUUACAUAAAUCAUCGUUGCCCACAGUGCUUCGUUAAUUCAUCAGCAUUUGGUCUGGUCCCUACUCCACCUUUCUCCUCUCUGGGCAAUGACCCACCUUUCUUUCUAUUUACUGUAGGCUGUUAAAUAUGAUCUUGACCUGCCUUGUAUUUUCAUUCAACUGUUCACUCCCACAUUUAAGGAAGAGUUGUCUCUUGUUUUGCCAGAAAAAAAUAAAAUUGUCCUAGUCUGUAAGCUGGAUUUGUGGGGCCAGCAGCACCGGCAGAGUGGAACCGCUUUCGCGUCGAAGGCCCUUCGUUUCUCACAACCCCUUCGAUCCUCGGUCCAAUUGAUCCUCCUUGGGAAUCUGAAAUCAGUCUCCGUGUUGUAUGCAGAUUAGAAGUUGCCUUGUUUGCUGCUCUUCCCAGGCAGAGUAUCAGGGAGAAAGAGGCCUUAUCUGUCCCUCCUCCGUGUCCCCUCCUGUUUAGCAGACCCGCUGAGAAUCCCUCAGGAUUUCCUUUCCCAGAAGGCUGCUGUGAGUCAUUUCAGGCAUAGACAAGCUGGUCCUAGUGCUGUGCUUAAGGUCUCAUCCGAAGAAACCCAGGAAUCGAAAUGCUAGAUGCCUUGACUUUUGUCCCUGUUUGGGGAUUAAAGUGUUUCUUGCCAGAAUCAUCAAAAGCUCUGGUUUAAAUUCAGUGGAGUUUCAUGAGAAAGACGAUGCUUUUCCUUCUGGAGAAUGUGUAUUCUCCAUACUGGCUUCGAGUUUCCAAAAGUGGAAAGUAAAGCUCGCAGAAAAUCCAUGUUCCCUAGGGGUGAUCAGUGGGUUCUAGUCACCGGUCUCUCUCCCUCUCCUUGUUUACUCUGGUCAGUGAUGGGGUGGCCUCGGGGAGGAGCGGCCAUGUGGCCAUAGGAAGAAGUCAAUUCUUACUGUAAACUUGCAUUGAUGAACAGAGACAAUUAAGCCAAACAAAAUAGUUAACCCAGAGUUCAAUCUCUAAGAAUUGCUUUGUGCCAUUCUGAAUUCAGGUAGUUAUUCUGUAUAUACUUAGACAAUUAUCAGAACUUCUUCAAUCUUUACUAAGUUUGAAGGGGGUAAUCUGGGAAGGCACAGGACAGGGUGACAUUGAAACCCCUGUUCAUUCUUAAAAACAAAAAUAGGGAUAAGCCAGAGGGAUAUGCCAUCCGAUGUGUGGUAGAUAAUCAGUGGACAUUCUUAAUUGCACAGACUUUAUAAACCAUUAUAUAAAGUGUAUUCCAUACUUUUUACUGUGGCAAGGGUGUGAUGUGGUUGUUAAUCUUUUUAAUUUUUGAAUCCAAACUGAAUUUAAAGUGUUGAAUACUUAAAAUUCCUCACAAGCUAAUUAUGAACCAUUUGUAAAGUGUUUCUAUAACUCUUUAUAUCAUGUGUUGGUACAUCUUAUCAAGUUUUUUCUGGCAUGUAUUCCAUUCUAAACUUCUGUAAAAUUUCUAUUGUUGUUGUAUAUAUUCUACAAAUAUCUACUCCGUGGUAACCUUCAUUAACAGCAUGAAAUGGUUAAUUUUUACUGAGCACAAUGUAUUUUUGAAUGGAUCUUCCCACAUGUCUUUAAUAAAAUGCAGAUUUUGCACUGACUCAUGUGACUGCCAGGCUUUCCCAAUCUUGAGCACUGUGGUCCUUCUUGCCUUUGAACAGUCAAGCAGCUCCAUUUUAAUUCUUUCUUUGUAAGCAAGAAUGUGUUCGAAUUCAAAUGAGGCCAAUGGGCCUUGGAAGUUGUAAUCAGUUUAAAGGAGAGAAAUUAAUGUAAAGCAAAGCAAAGCAAAACCUGUUACUUAAUGGGUUUUUUCCUAUUUAUAAAGUUCUUUUCCCC
Messenger RNA from Microtus ochrogaster (prairie vole), 9977 nucleotides. It is a transcript of the gene Cdkl5, whose product is annotated as cyclin dependent kinase like 5. The record is from RefSeq and is a predicted model, not a curated record. Gene Ontology annotation, biological process: positive regulation of axon extension; protein phosphorylation; regulation of dendrite development. Gene Ontology annotation, molecular function: ATP binding; protein kinase activity. Lineage: Eukaryota; Metazoa; Chordata; Mammalia; Rodentia; Cricetidae. Gene Ontology annotation, cellular component: nucleus; dendrite cytoplasm.